Molecule: messenger RNA, 1134 nt
Organism: Ramularia collo-cygni
Lineage: Eukaryota; Fungi; Ascomycota; Dothideomycetes; Mycosphaerellales; Mycosphaerellaceae
Exons: 5
Coding region: 1-1134 (377 amino acids)
Source: RefSeq, a predicted model, not a curated record
AUGAGGAUCAAGCCUAUGGCAUGGAUAUUUGACCGCAAGGCAGAAGUACUUCGGCAGAAGCUGCCGAGAGAAUUUGUAGACAAUCCGCUGGCGGUGCUCCAAUCCGAGAAAGCCAAUGUGGAGCUUGUCGGUCGAUGUUUGGAACUCUUUGUAGUCGAAACCCAUUCGCAGGCAGUCUCCCUGGACGCGGCCAGAGAGGUCUUCGUGGAAUCUAAGCCUGGGACAAGCGUAAUGCGCUGGCUGCUUGGGAGCGGCGUCUACGAAGAUGCUGACUUGUCGCGAGAAAAAAGGCUGUUAAAUUGUCUCAUACACUGUCUAGCAGCUGAAGGGAAAGUCGAACUUAUUUGGGAUUGGUUACGUGUCGAUCAUACGCCUCGCUCCGUGGCCCACCUCCACAUCAGACAGAGUCGAUCGUGGAAGGGUGUGGGUCUGAUGAAACUCAUCCAGAAUGAGGUUUUCUGGGCAGACGAAAACACUGCCAUUUCGACCUUCCUGCGCGCAAAGCAAUGGWGCCAUGGCGAUGGGAAGAGCGAACCAAGAUCACCUGGGACCUUCAUUCCCUGUCAUCAGGCAGGUAUCUGGUUGUACAGAAGACUGGUCGUUGGUCCCGACCCCGACACUUUCUCAGUCGAUGUUCAGUUGUAUGAAGACUUCAUCAGGGCCAUACCGGUGGUAAAGGUGGAUCAUUUCGAGCAAGAGAUGUCCAUUUGCAAUCUUUUCUUGAGACACCCGACAAAGGCCACCGCUGAGCCUGCGUUUUCUCACAUCAUGGCAUGGGGAGAAAACUCCGGUGCCAACGAAUACAUGGAUAAGUAUCUGGGAUCAAAUAACGCUAGGGUCAUGGGAAAUAUCAGAGUAUUCGUCUUACRCACCGCUCAAAUGCUCCAGCGCGAAAACAAAUUGCUGAAGGCGAAGCAUGUUCUGGACGUUGCGAGUCAAAGACGACCAGAUCUUUUCGCCAUGAUCCGCGGCCAUACUGCAUCAAAAGAAACGGAAAUGCCCUUCUUUUUGGAGCGUCCACCUCUACCUACGGCCUCGCGCCCGUAUGCUCCUACCAGGACUUAUAACUCUCAACAAAGCGCAAGGGUCAUCGAAGUACAAAACGCAUUUGUUCGUCAGGGCUUCAGAAAAUGA